Messenger RNA from Emericellopsis atlantica, 1063 nucleotides. RefSeq lists its product as uncharacterized. The record is from RefSeq and is a predicted model, not a curated record. The transcript has 2 exons. Bases 80 to 619 code for a protein of 179 amino acids. NCBI's taxonomy places the organism in Eukaryota, Fungi, Ascomycota, Sordariomycetes, Hypocreales, Bionectriaceae.
AUCAGCGGCUCAGCCUUCUGUCACAUAACAUCAACAUCGCACAUUCUGCGUCGCCUCUCCCCCCUUGACAGUAGUCACAAUGUACAACAAUCGCCCCCAUCACCUCCUCGAGCAAGUUCCCUUGACAGUGUCCCCAUUCGUGUCCCUCCCGACAGCAACGACGCUCUCUUACAACUACAAAACGAUGCCCUCGAACAUCCCUCCGUCGUCUCUCGGGAUACCAGCUGUCGCGUCUGAUGCCAAAGAUGAAACAGCGCAACCACAACAGCCCAAGUACAUUGUCUCCGGUUCUGGCCACGCAGCCCACCCCGACGACAUCAUCGCGUCGUGUCGCGCGCUCCAGACCCAUGUGUCCAAGCUGCAAGAAGAUGCGGAAAGAGAACUGCGAGAGUUCGAGGAAAAGAUCAGAGAACGAGAGCUGGCGGAAAAGCGACGCGUUGCGCCUGGAUGGCUCGACAGCGAGUCGCGGUUACUGGAGCCUGAAAAAGCGACCGGCGAGCAGCCUGACCUCAUGGACAGUGAGUCGGCCGAGCAGAAGGCAGCCGUCUCCGGAGCGCCCGCUGUGGCCGACGAAGGUGCGGAAUUGGACAGAGCGUUUGGGGGCAUGAGUAUGAAAUGAGAGUGGCCGACAUGACUGGUGCUCGAUUUCAAGCUUGAUUGAUUAUUGAUACCCAUUUAUCGUACGGAAGCCCAAGGCUACACCUCAUGGGUACCCCCUUGCACGCACUAUCCUUGGAUCUUCAUGCUUCCUUCGACACCAUACAUUUUACAGAAGGUUGGCCGCGAUGACAACGGCGGCACCACCAACGACGACAUUGGAGAGCCAGAACUGGGCAGCGGCACCGGGCACGUUGGUGGGCUCAGGAGUGGUCUGCCUGGGUCAGUUCAUUAUCUUUGGUACCUGGGCUUGAGCAACUUACGCCAUUGUUCUGGCUAGUGGUGGCAGGGAGUUGGGUCGUGCUCCAAGCAGGGGUUUCAGAGUGGCCGUGGUCGACAUCGGUUACAUGGUCGUCGACAUGGGCGGAGUCGCCCGUCUGGCUGGGCUCAGAGGAUACGGCAGUAA